Candida dubliniensis CD36 is the source of this 1497-nucleotide messenger RNA. RefSeq names its product protein serine/threonine kinase activating protein (gene DBF4). NCBI's taxonomy places the organism in Eukaryota, Fungi, Ascomycota, Pichiomycetes, Serinales, Debaryomycetaceae. Gene Ontology annotation, cellular component: nucleus; Dbf4-dependent protein kinase complex. The transcript has a single exon. Gene Ontology annotation, molecular function: protein serine/threonine kinase activator activity; nucleic acid binding; zinc ion binding. Gene Ontology annotation, biological process: positive regulation of nuclear cell cycle DNA replication; regulation of cell cycle phase transition. The record is from RefSeq and is a predicted model, not a curated record. The coding region runs from base 1 to 1497 and encodes 498 amino acids.
AUGUCGAGAGUGGAAGAACAUGAGAGUGUGAAUAACCUAAAGAGGAAAUUCCCUUCCUUGGCAAAACCUAGGCAGCCAUUGAAAGAGACGAAUUCUAACAUCCCAUCACCUCAUAAGCGUGCUAAAAUAGAGUCCCCAGGUAAACAACAACCUACGCAACAACCACAACCACAACCACAACAAGAAAAGGUUGUUCAUAAACCAAAAAAAUCAUCUCAUCAGCUGAAAAAUAAUGAUAAGCUUGUUGGAGAUGAAAUGCAUGAAUGGCAACAGUCCUGGAGAAGAAUCAUGAAGAGUUCAAUUGUUUACUUUGAAGGAGACCAGCAACUGCUAGAGUAUAGAAAAGCACAUAAACUAUUGAGACUAGUUGGGUGCAAAGUGACUCCUUUUUAUGACAACAAUGUAACUAUAAUUAUUUCCAAACGUCCAUACGAUAGCAAGGCCGAGUAUUCUCCCCAUGACAUCUUCAGCAACGUAAGCAAAGCCAGUAUAAAGGUUUGGAACUAUGAAAAAGUGUUUCGUUUUUUAAAACAUCUUGGCAUCAAUAUCCAGACUGGGGUCGAUGAGCUUGCGGUUAAUACACAUACACUUCUUCCUCCGUCAUUGACCAACAAUAAUGAGAAACCCGAUUUGUACAAUUUGUUGAAAGAAGAAAAAAUAUAUGGUUCAACAGAUAGGGAUCCAAAUGCAAAACGUGAUGAUUUACAUUAUUUGGGCAAGAACUAUUUGUAUGUCUAUGACUUGACCCAGACAGUGCGGCCUAUUGCGAUUCGUGAAUGGAGUGAUCAGUAUCCGAUUAUGCGGUUAUCAUUGGACGGCAAGUGUCCAUUUAUAGAAGAUCCCACAGACCAGAAUCUGGAGAGAAAACGGCUCAAACGGUUAAGAAAAUUUGAAGCUAAUCAAGCACAUCGUCAGGCCUUGAGAUUGGCCACAUAUAAAAUGAUCAAUGGUAUUUCAAUGAGUGUGCAUGGCUUCACUGCCACGAGCACCAGCACAGACAAAGUUGAUGAAGAAGACGAUUCCACUGUCAAGGAACCUAGUGAAGACCCCAGAUUUCGUCAACCACUAAACAGAAACUCUUCUUGCAUUCAGUCGAAAGCAUUUGAGGCAAUGGCUUCUGGGUAUAAUGGGGCUUCUAAUGCAGUUCAGCCCUCAAUGGAUUCCAACUUGAACAGUGCCGCUGCAAUGGCCGGUGGGAACGGGUUAGGUCCAGCAUUAUCACAGGUUCCUUCCAAACAGUUGAAUAACUUGAAGAGGAGGAUUUUGAUGAAAAAGAAAACGACAAACACAACUGAAAAGAAAGAAAAGGAGCAUGCUUCGGGUUAUUGUGAGAACUGUCGUGUUAAGUAUACUAAUUUUGAUGAACAUAUUAUGACUAACAGGCAUCGCAAUUUUGCUUGUGAUGACAGCAAUUUUCAAGAUAUAGAUGAGUUAAUUGCUAGUUUGAGGGAAAGAAAAGGUUUGGGAAAUAUCAUCUCAAACGGAGAUUAUGUAUAG